AUGGCGGCUGAAGCAACGGAGAAGCUACAAGAGCUCAAUUUGAGCGGCCAAAAUGGCGCACACGCGGAUACCCCCGCAGCUGGUCAGGCCAACGGUGAAGCGGAAGACGACUCUGACGACGAUGGAGAAGAGGGAGAUGGAGCCCCUGAAGCCGGCGCAGCUGGUGCCGCCAAAAAGAAGAAGAAGCGCAAGUCCAAGAAGAAGAAGAAGGGCGGUGCUAAGGUCCAGAGCGCUCCUCCACGUGUCCCCGUUUCCAAUCUCUUCCCCAAUGGCCAAUACCCCGAAGGUGAGAUCGUUGAAUACAAGAACGACAACGCCUAUCGCACUACCAACGAAGAGAAGCGUUACCUCGAUCGCAUGAACAACGACUUUCUCCAAGAAUACCGCCAAGGUGCCGAGGUCCACCGCCAAGUUCGCCAAUAUGCCCAGAAGAACAUCAGGCCUGGCCAGACUCUGACGGAGAUCGCUGAGGGCAUUGAGGACUCGGUGCGGGCUCUGACUGGUCACUCGGGCCUUGAGGAGGGUGAUAAUAUCAAGGGUGGCAUGGGUUUCCCCUGCGGUUUGAGUAUCAAUCACUGUGCCGCGCAUUACACACCAAAUGCUGGAAACAAGAUGGUCCUCAACCAGGGUGAUGUCAUGAAGGUUGACUUCGGUGCUCAGCUCAAUGGCCGCAUUGUUGACAGCGCUUUCACCAUGUCCUUCGACCCCGUAUACGACCCACUCCUUGAGGCCGUCAAGGAUGCCACCAACACUGGUAUCAGGGAAGCUGGAAUUGACGUUCGCAUGAGCGAUAUCGGUGCCGCCAUCCAGGAAGCUAUGGAAAGUUACGAGGUUGAGCUCAAUGGCACCAUGUACCCAGUCAAGUGUAUCCGUAACCUGAACGGACACAACAUUGACCAGCACGUUAUCCACGGCGGUAAGAGUGUGCCCAUUGUCAAGGGCUCUGACCAAACAAAGAUGGAGGAAGGUGAAGUGUUCGCCAUUGAAACUUUCGGCAGUACCGGUAAAGGCUACGUUCACGAAGAUAUGGAAACCUCUCAUUACGCUCUUGCAGGCGACGCACCUAAUGUCCCUCUCCGUCUCUCAUCCGCUAAGAACCUCCUUGGUGUGAUCAAAAAGAACUUUGGAACCCUGCCUUUCUGUCGACGAUACCUGGACCGAUUGGGUCAGGAUAAAUAUCUGCUCGGUUUGAACAACUUGGUGUCAUCUGGCAUUGUUUCAGAUUACCCACCUCUUUGCGACAUCAAGGGAUCCUACACAGCCCAAUAUGAACAUACCAUUCUGCUCCGACCCAACGUCAAGGAGGUCAUUAGCCGUGGAGACGACUACUGA
Molecule: messenger RNA, 1332 nt
Organism: Penicillium angulare
Lineage: Eukaryota; Fungi; Ascomycota; Eurotiomycetes; Eurotiales; Aspergillaceae
Product: methionine aminopeptidase 2
Exons: 7
Coding region: 1-1332 (443 amino acids)
Biological process (GO): proteolysis
Molecular function (GO): metalloaminopeptidase activity
Source: RefSeq, a predicted model, not a curated record